Messenger RNA from Thermothielavioides terrestris NRRL 8126, 3770 nucleotides. RefSeq lists its product as uncharacterized. Gene Ontology annotation, cellular component: cortical endoplasmic reticulum; plasma membrane; endoplasmic reticulum membrane. Lineage: Eukaryota; Fungi; Ascomycota; Sordariomycetes; Sordariales; Chaetomiaceae. The record is from RefSeq and is a predicted model, not a curated record. Gene Ontology annotation, biological process: intracellular sterol transport. Gene Ontology annotation, molecular function: sterol transfer activity; sterol binding. Bases 110 to 3463 code for a protein of 1117 amino acids. The transcript is spliced from 3 exons.
CUGCACCAGUGAUGGCAUCAGUGUCUUAGAACCCGCAUGCCAGAUCAACCAACGGCCUGUCUCCCACGAAGACUGGGUAGUUCCCGCCUCGGCCGCUGCCCGAGCUGACAUGACGGACAGUCCGUCCAACGGCCUCGGCAAGCUGCUGCCCAAGGCCAUCACAUCAAAGCGCCGGCGCAACAAGGCGUCGUCGGCCGCCGAUGCCGCGAGCAGCAACGAUGAUGUGGUGGCGGCGCAGAAGGGCGGCGACCCCGGCAAUGACGCACGAAGCGACGCCCGCUCGCUGAGCGGAAGCACAACCAGCGCGGCAAGCCGCCGCAGCAACCACAACAACGACAGCAACGAAAAUCCCGAUGGCUCGGAUUCAGAAUCCUCACACCGCCGGCCCACCGCCUUCUCCGCCAACCAGUCCCAGAUCGACGACCCGACGACAUCAUCGCCCCUUGUACAGGUUACCCACAAUCCCGAACCCCUUGACUCGAACACCACUUCCAAGCAGCCCGAGCGGUCCUCUACGGUACCCAACGGAAGCAGCGACAGCCUCGAAUCUGCUCCGUCGCUUGGAAGGGGCCGGUCUGCUCUCGAGGCUCCCCAACUCCACCCCAAGCGGUCUGCAUCGUCCAGCCGGCUACGAGACGUCUUCCGGUCUAAAAAGAGCUCGGCCGACGAGAAGUCCCCGGCUCCCGGGAUCCAAGCCGAAGCCGAACCCAAGGCCUCCGUCGACCGCCGCCGGCGCCUCUCCCGGGGCCAGAAGCUAGAGCCGCUCCGAGCGCCGCCUCGGACACCGCCAGGCGAGCCACCUACGCCAGUGAUUGUGAACACGCCGCCGACGCCGACCGAUCCCGAGCCGGGUGACGGCAAACUGCGUCGCCCCCCGGAUGCUGUCCUUACGGGGAGUAUGAUCACCCAACGACGGAGGGCAGGCUCCGGUGCUGGCCCAAGCAAGCUGUCCACCGUUGCAGCCCCACCGCUCACCCCGACGCCCGAAAAUGGCCCGGCGUCACCAAGCAAUCCUGCUAGCACCUUCUUCUCGUCCAUGUUUUCAGCCGUCCAGAACACGGCAAGCUCGCUCAGCACAACGAUACCAUCUUUGACACAGGGCGCCGGCAAGAACAAGGGCACACCGGGAAAGGAAGUAAAGGCAGAAGACGAUCCGGAAGCGCACAGCGUCGAGGUGGAGUCGGUUGCUCCUCAACGACCGUCCACCGAGCCCAAGGAGCCCGCCGUCAAGACAUUAGGCAUGGGUGACCUCAGCCUCAGCCACCUAGGCAUCGUGGAGGCGCCAAGUGCUGCGCCAAGUCCGGUCGCGACUCGCUUCGCAGAGACUGAAACACGCACGCGGUCCGAAUCCGCGCCCGUGGACCCCCAUGCAGCCGGCAUCGACCUCGCCGAAGACAUUCGGCCGCGGUCGGUCUACGAGGCGGUCGGCGGCGAACGGACACCGCCGGCCGGCAGUGUGUACGAGGGCAAGACGGGGAUCCACCGCAGCGGCAGCAUCCGCAGCGCUAUCGGCCACCGCAGGAACCGCGGCAGCAGCAUCGCCACGCACGCAACGACGGCCACGAGCACGAUCGGCGCUGCUAUCGCCGCUGCCAAUGCGUCGCUUGUCAACCCGGCCGCCACCGUCGGCGCACCGAAGCUGACCGGCUUUGCCGUUGCCAACAAGAAGCGCAACCGCGACUUCCACGCGCUGUUCAAGAGCGUGCCGGACGACGACUACCUGAUUGAGGACUACAGCUGUGCCCUCCAACGCGAGAUCCUCGCGCACGGCCGCUUGUACGUUUCCGAAGGCCACCUGUGCUUCAGCAGCAACAUCCUGGGCUGGGUGACCACGCUCGUGAUGAGCUUCGACGAGAUCGUCUCGGUCGAGAAGCGGAGCACUGCCUUGGUGUUCAAGAACGGUCUCGAGAUCUCCACGCUGCAUGCCAAGCACAUCUUCGCCUCGUUCGCUAGCCGCGACACCACGUACGACCUCAUCAUCAAGAUCUGGAAGCUGGGCCACCCCCACCUUCAGAGCUCGCUCAACGGCGUCCGCCUGGAGGAGCCCGGCGGCGACCGGACCGAGAAGGUCGACGUGGAGUCUGUGUCCGCAGUGGGCAGCCACAGCAUUUCGGGGUCCGACGACGAAGAGAGCGAUGAAGGUGAUGACGUCUACGACGAGGACGAAGACGAAGGCGAGUCGCACGCUGCCGGGCCGCCGUCCGAUGGCCUGGUUGCCGAAGUGGCCGAGAAGGCUGCCCCGCGUAAGGUGUCGGGCGCCGUGGCGCCGCCGGAAAAGCUCGAUGACGGCGCCCCGGCCGGUGGCGCCGACUUCCCUGGUCCUGCAACCCACGCGCCCACAGACUGCGGGGAUGCGGCUACGCACUUUGAGAAGGUGUUGGGCGACGAGGUCAUCCCUGCGCCGUUAGGGAAAGUGUAUACUCUCAUGUUCGGGCCUGCAUCUGCUGCCUGGAUGGGACGCUGGCUCACGGGCGACCAAAAGUGCACCGACCUCCAGAUGGAGGAUAAGCGGGGCCUGACGGAGGAGGUCAGGACGCGCACCUUCUCGUACGUCAAGCCUCUGAAUGCUUCGAUAGGGCCGAAGCAGACAAAGUGCAUAGUGACGGAGCAGCUCGAGCACAUCGACCUCGAGAAGGCAGUCAAUGUCCUCGUCAGCACCCAAAAUCCAGACGUGCCCAACGGCAACAUCUUUGUCGUCAAGACGAAGUACUGCCUGACAUGGGCCGAAAACAAUGGCACGCGGAUCCAGGUCAACAACGUUAUCGAAUGGUCCGGCAAGAGCUGGAUCAAGGGUGCAAUCGAACGAGGCGCAAACGAAGGACAGGCACAGUACUGCAAGGACAUCUUUGCAGCGCUCAAAGCAGCCGUGUCGUCCCGCGCGCGCUCUGGCACGCUCAAUGGCGCCGCCGGCGGCCGCGGCGGCAAGAGGCGCAGCCGCAAGAACAAGUCCCAGCUGGCCUCCCAUCCAACCAGCGACGCCGAGGGCGCCGCCAAGGUCUCCGCCGAGCAGGGUUGGGGCUUGUUCGAGCCCGCCCGCCCGCUCCUCGGCCCCGUCGUCGACGCAGUCCGGCCCAUCCUCACCGGCAACGUGGUCUACGGCAUCCUCGUCGGCCUGCUCGUCGCCUCGUGGUUCGGCUUCGGCGCGCGCCAGCCCGGCGUCCCGCGCUACACGCACGACCCGGUCUUCGCCAGCGCGCCGCAGCGCCUGGCCGCGUACGAGGAGAUGUGGCGCCGCGAGGAGAGCGACCUGUGGGCCUGGAUCGAGGAGCGCGUCGGCCUGGAGCGCCUCGGCGCGGACCCGGCGCUGCGCAAGCGCGCCGUCGACCCGCGCACCGUGGAGGAGCGGCUCCGGCAGGAGAGGAUGGACGAGCGCGAGCUGAGGGAGGCGAUCCACGUGACGGAGGAGCAUCUCGAGGUGUUGAAGGCGGUGAUGGAUCGGAAGGGAGCUGAGCGGGACAGGUGAUACGGAAGUGAUUGUUGAUGCGACGUCCCAACUCGUUGCAUGCAGGCAGGCAGGUUGGCUGGCUGGCUGGCGCUAUGGUCUAUCCCUUUUGUUUUCAUUUGUAUCAAACAGGCUGCGGGGAAAGGUGUUCAGUGUGCAUAAGCGGCUGGGAAUAUUUGAUUUUUAUUUGAGCGUCUCCAGACUGGCGUCCGGAAUGAUAACUUUAUUCCGAGUGAUCCGGGCUUCGCUGGCGAGUUGAGCGAGAGUGAGGUGUAGAUUGUCAGCGCAAGCAGCCAUGGACUGCACUGAAACUGAUGCAGGCAGUUCA